UCAGAUUGUCGAUAUUUUAGUUUCAUGUGUGUUUCCAUCACAGGCCUUAAAACUUGCAUGACAAGUGGAUAUUCAUACAUUGAAGGAAUUGAACAUUUGCUUCUUUCCUUAAAGCAAAACAACUAUGAGAUGCAUGCUUUUACAAAUUAGCCCAUAUGGUAAGACAGUUGUUCUUAUUAUGAUUUUAGUUUUUUGGCUCCCCACAGUCUUCUUCAGAAUGUCUUGUAUUGUAGGUACCAACUGAUUGAAGACAAGUUAGAACUAUCAAAAUAUUUAUCUUGGACAUUUUGUUCGUGUACAUAUGGAAAGAGGAAGCCUGAUACUGAGUUCUUUAUGGAAGCUUUUGAACAUCUUAAAGUUGAUCCAGCAAAUUGUAUAUUUGUAGAUGACAGAAUGAGUAUUUAA
This is a messenger RNA of Arachis duranensis, 405 nucleotides long. Its product is annotated as flavin mononucleotide hydrolase 1, chloroplatic-like. The record is from RefSeq and is a predicted model, not a curated record. The transcript has 3 exons. NCBI's taxonomy places the organism in Eukaryota, Viridiplantae, Streptophyta, Magnoliopsida, Fabales, Fabaceae.